AUGAUUUUAUAACAACUAAAUUUUAUUUCAUGGAAAAUUUAUGAGAUGAAAUAAAUAAAUUUUAUAAAAUUUAAAAAUUUCCACAAAAAAUGGAUCUUUCUGAAGUUGUUGGAUGUAGUUUACAUUUUACAGUUUCCAUUUUAAGGAAUCUAAAAUUUGAUUAAUUUCAAUUUUCUUCUUCUCCCUCCUCCAUCUCUGCCCCGUCAAUCUCUCACCACCCAGCACCGAUCUAAUCUUCUACUCACACGCCACUGUUCUCCACAGCUACCACCGUCAAUAUCUCACUGGUCACCACUCAUCAACGAACAAGUCCACCACCAAAAGAGCGGUUAACCGGUUAAUCGGUACACCUAUCAAUCAUGAUGCUUUAUGAUGGGUUUAGGGAAAUUCUAAAGAUUCAGAAGUUUCGUAGGCUCGUAUCUUACACUGGGUUUUACUGCUUUGUUGCUGUCUUGAGCUAUGCUUAUACGAACAACACGACUAGAGCUGGGUAUUCUAGAGCUGAUCAAUUUUAUGCAUCUUACCCUGCUGGAACUGAACUUUUAACGGAUACUGCUAAGUUAUAUAAAGCUGCACUUGGCAAUUGCUUUGAAUCAGAGGAGUGGGGUCCAAUAGAGUUCUGCAUCAUGGCAAAGCACUUUGAUCGCCAAGGAAAAUCCCCAUAUGCCUAUCAUGCUCAAUAUAUGGCACACCUUCUUUCUCAUGGACAACUUGAUGGAAGCGGCUAGAAUGGAAUGAUACUUGGCUACUAGGUGAAUGAAUGGGUGGAGAAAAAUACAAAAUUAAACUCAUGGCAAUUUGAUGCUAUUAGAUGAUGAAAGACCAUUAGAAGCUUUAUUUCGCGCGAUGGAAGGAAUGCUUACAACACUUUUUCUUAACAGUGUCAUGUAGCAUUGCACCAUCCUUUGGACAAUUGAACCACUCGAGUUUGUCAGUAUCAAUAUUUGAACUAUUACUUUCUUGAAUCAUGAUAUUUUGACCUUAGAGCACACCUUGAUAGUGCAGAGUAACUGCAACUAGAUGCUAUACAAAUACUUGUGGAGGAAUUUUUUGCGUGUAAGGAAGUAUCUCAAAUUACAGUAUAA
Hevea brasiliensis (rubber tree) is the source of this 1085-nucleotide messenger RNA. RefSeq lists its product as uncharacterized. Lineage: Eukaryota; Viridiplantae; Streptophyta; Magnoliopsida; Malpighiales; Euphorbiaceae. The coding region runs from base 360 to 728 and encodes 122 amino acids. The transcript has 5 exons. The record is from RefSeq and is a predicted model, not a curated record.